CAGCUUCCAUUUCUGAACUGAAGGUAAGCCGCCGCUCUCGCGCAGACUCCUCGCCUUUUUUAUAUAUUCAUUUAAGUAAAUAAACUAGGUUAUCCGUCGUAAAUUAGGACCAUUGCUUAAAGAUAAUGAGUAAAACAGCAGUUUUAGUUCAUCGUGGUAUGCUGUUUGAGUAGUGGCUGGAACUGUAGCUGGCAUUUUAUUCCCCAUUUUAACUUUACUAAGCGGCGUUUUCCGCCGUUUUUUUCUUUUCACCGCCCCGCUCACUCUACCCCCUUGUGCGUGAGUAGGGGCCUGCGACGUUGGUUUGGCCACGAGGCGCGUCGGUACAGUUGGAACAGGGCGAUGGCGGAGUUCGGUAACGGACUGGCGGAGGAAUCCCUACUAGAUUCAGACGCUGGACAUCCCGAACUGGAAGACCCGGGUGUCGGUGACGAAGAACCGGGUUUAGAAGAGGGAGAGGCCGCAAUUGAAGACCCGGAGCUGGAGGCAAUCAAAGCCCGGGUGAGAGAGAUGGAGGAAGAGGCAGAGAAGCUGAAGGAGCUCCAGAACGAGGUGGAGAAACAGAUGAAUCUCAGCCCCCCACCAGUCGGCCCUGUCAUCAUGUCCAUCGAGGAAAAGAUGGAAGCAGAUGGCAGAUCUAUUUAUGUCGGAAACGUGGACUAUGGUGCCACGGCAGAAGAGCUGGAGGCCCACUUUCAUGGCUGCGGUUCAGUAAACAGAGUCACCAUUCUAUGUGACAAAUACACAGGGCAUCCCAAAGGGUUUGCCUAUAUUGAGUUUGCAGACAAAGAGUCUGUUAGGACAGCCAUGGCUUUGGACGAGUCCCUUUUCAGAGGAAGGCAGAUAAAGGUGGGCGCUAAGAGAACAAACAGACCAGGCAUCAGCACCACAGACCGCGGCUUUCCACGGGCUCGAUUUCGGUCACGGGGAGGAAGCUUCUCUUCACGUGCACGCUACUACAGCGGCUACACACCACCCAGAGGCAGAGGACGGGCCUUCAGGGGCCGAGGGCGAACAACAUCGUGGUAUUCCCCUUACUAAACACCCCCAACACUCCCUUACUAUCAACCCUCUCCCCUCUCUGUUCACAUUUAAGAAAAGAAAAAAAAAAUUAAAGAAAAACCCACACAGAAUGACAAGUCCCCCCCCCCCCCUUCCCCAACAUAAAAGAGAGAACCCCCGAAGAGAGAAAAAAAGACAAAAAAAAAAAAAAAAAAAAACCUUCUCCUGGACAGAGAGACUGGCUGCCGCAGUGUGCGAUUGUGUGUGAGUGCGUGUGCGGAGGUUGAUGCGGUCACACCUGGUAAGGUAUAAGUUGGCCAUUGGGGAAAGAAUACAGUGGCAGAUUUCUUUGUUUUUUGUUGGUUUGGGGGGGGAGGGGGGGGGGGGAGAGAGAGAAGAUGGUGGUAUCUCAGGCUGCAGAUGUGUCUCCUUUGGUCUGGCUGUGACCUCCUGCUUUCACACCAUCACCAACACAGCCCACCCACUCACCCUCCACCACCACCAAAAAAAGAAAAGAAAAAAAAGAA
Etheostoma spectabile (orangethroat darter) is the source of this 1529-nucleotide messenger RNA. It is a transcript of the gene pabpn1, whose product is annotated as poly(A) binding protein, nuclear 1. NCBI's taxonomy places the organism in Eukaryota, Metazoa, Chordata, Actinopteri, Perciformes, Percidae. Bases 343 to 1041 code for a protein of 232 amino acids. The record is from RefSeq and is a predicted model, not a curated record. The transcript is spliced from 7 exons. Gene Ontology annotation, molecular function: poly(A) binding. Gene Ontology annotation, cellular component: nucleus.